Molecule: messenger RNA, 3410 nt
Organism: Malaya genurostris
Lineage: Eukaryota; Metazoa; Arthropoda; Insecta; Diptera; Culicidae
Product: trypsin-3-like
Exons: 1
Coding region: 1-699 (232 amino acids)
Biological process (GO): proteolysis
Molecular function (GO): serine-type endopeptidase activity
Source: RefSeq, a predicted model, not a curated record
AUGCUGGAUUGUGCUUUUCCUUAUCUAGUGGCAAUUGUAGCCGCUAAUGACUACAUCUGCGUAGGAUCCAUAGUGGCACCUAGAUGGAUCCUAACUGCAGCUCACUGUGUGGACAACUUCAGAAAUACACCAAUUUAUGUUAGAGCGGGAUCACCGUACCGCAAUCGAGGUGGAACGAGAAUCCGUGUUUUAACAGUUCACAUUCAUCCAAAUUACAGUGCCCAAGUUCAAAAUUUCGAUGUAGGAUUGUUAAUGCUGGAACGAAAUAUAAAAUUGGACAAAUGCAGCCAAUGCAUUUCUAUGGCUGCAAAUGGAUUUAUGCCAUCGAUCGGAUCAAUGGGGCUCAUCAGCGGUUGGGGUCGUACGGAUCCAUACAGCGAUAAGUAUCAGGAAAAAGUGCAGAAGACUUACAUACCAAUCAUCAGCAAAAUGGAAUGUAAACAUUACUACAGUAGGUAUGUAAUAUCAAGAAAUGUGUUCUGUGCACAAUACAGAAAAGGUGGCUAUGAUGCUUGUCACGGAGAUUCUGGAGCACCAUUCAUACUGGACCGAAAAGUGGUGGGAAUCGUUUCAUGGGGCGUGGGAUGCGGCCAGGGAGGCCAACCAGGAGUGUACGCUAGUGUCGGAUCAAUGCGGCCAUGGAUUGAUUUCGUGAUUAGACAGGAAUCACAUACACCAUCCGAUCUAGAAUGUAGCUAGUGAUCGUGUUUUAUAUUUUAAGAUCUAAGGUCUAUUCUAACAUUUUCGGUCCGAUUUAGUGCCGGCUCAGUCCCCUGCACGGACGCAAUAAUGUUGUAUUCAUUACACUCAUGAACCAAUUACUGUUGUCUAGCUGUCAUCGGUAUAUUCAACAAGGUUUAAAAACGAAUUAUGAUGACAUUGCAUAUCAAAAGGCAUAAAACUCUUAUGCUAGAAAAGAAAAACAAACCAGUAUGUCAGAGAUUCACAAAACUUAUAAAUCGAUACUUGUGUUUGAUACCCAACCCUACAACAAGAAAAUCGACUGCUAUGUUCUGAAAUCCAAUGGUGAAUGCGUUUUAACGAUUCCAAUUUCUUCAUACGUGAACACUAGGGUGGGACAAGGUUGUAUGGGAAAAAAUAUUUUCUCGCUCCACCAAACUUUUCGUGUUCCUUUUGGGUCCCAUAGAAAUUAUGCAAAAUUUUAGCUCGAUAGGAGAAACUAUAUUUUCGCGCCCGCGUUUCAAAGUUUGUAUGGGAUUUAGUAUGGGAAAACUAACUUUUGAUAAAAAAAAUCAUCUGGGGGUCACCCUAUAUACUCAAAAAAUCAGCGGGCAUGUAAUUUUUGUAGGAAAUGUUUUUUUUCAUAGUAUUAAAUGAAAUCAUCCAUAUCUUCUAAACCAUAUGAGGCAGAUAGUUUAUGUCUUCGACAAAGUUAUAGUAUUUGAGUUUAUCAACAAUAUUGUGGAAGAUUUCAAAGUUGUAUUUCUUCAAAUAAAAAAGUUAGAUUUUUGUGUAUCUUUACAGUGAGUUUUGGAACAUGGUUUUUAAGUUUAAAAAAAUCUUCAAACUACACCGAGCAACUAUUGUGAAGACAUCAAACAACUCAGAUCAAUCGUUGUAGCAUAAUAAAAGAAAGCAAACUCAUAUUACCACCACUAACAGCAGUGGUGCUAGAUACAUUAAGGAAUGAGCCAUCGUUCGGACCUUGUGUCGGUUGUUCUUUAAUAACAUUUUUUACAGAUGUCGGAUUAUGUUACAGUCUUCGAAGGUUUUCUUCCUCAUUAAAUUUCCUACAAAAAUUACAUGCCCGCUGAUUUUUUGAGUAUAUAGGGUGACCCCCAGAUGAUUUUUUUGUUAAAAGUUAGUUUUCCCAUACUAAAUCCCAUACAAACUUUGAACCGCGGGCGCGAAAAUAUAGUUCCUCCUAUCGAGCUAAAACUUUGCAUGGUGCUUAUGGGACCCAAAAGGAACACGAAAAGUUUAGUGGAGCUGAAAUCAAUAUUUUGUCCCACCCUAGCGAACACCCUAACGAAUGCUUUUAAAAUACUGACAACGAAAGAAAAUCAACAAAAGUCUGAGAAAUCAUGUUUUUAAAUUAUUCUAUGUUUAAAAAGAAAGGAUUUAUAGGGAUUUUGAAUUAUUAAGUUUAUAAAGCAUUUCUAAGACGCUCAACCAAUAAAACUCUUAAAAUAGUGAUUUGUUAUGUUUCUCUUUGGCUUUGUUAAAAAUGUAUUUUUUAUUACUACUCCACGAGAAUCGACAAAAACAUAAAUGAAUGAAACUGAAAACUCUGAAAAUGAGUUGGAAAGUUCCUUCCGAACGUUAUUGUUGAGGACAUGGCGAUAAGUUUAUUCAACCACAAAUGGCGAACAGUACGGGGAUGUUUUUUAUUUGUUUCAAUUAUACAGAUUUUAACCUUCAGGUCUGACUUGCUGCUUCUAUGUUCGGGGUUGGGAAUCGAAUCCAGGUGGGCUGUGUUAAAGGUACAGACUUAUCCAUCACGCUAUACGCAUACCCGUACCCCUAGUACAGCGAGGUAAUUUCCAGCGAGGAGGAAUCAUCACAUACGAGAAUCAACUGGUCACAUGUCAGUUCUAUUAAAAACGAACCCACUUUAGGAGACCUUGCGAGAAAUUAAACAAAAGCACAUCAGAGCCUCGCUGAGAAGAGAUUGCCAAUUCAACUGAUAACGAAGUCGCUGAUAAAAUCAUAACAAUGACGAAUCAAUGGACGAAUUCGUGACGAGCGAAUCCCACACGGGCAGAAUUUCGAUUCUGCAAAUAAGCAAAAUGAGUCAUGAUUUCAGAAAAAGCGUGUAUUUUCAUGUUAUGAUUAUAGACCAUGAUCAAAAGUUCUCGGGUCAUAAGCUAUUUUGUUUUUCUUGACUGAAACUGAACGUAACGCAUAUUACAUUGGUGAAUAUAACUUCAUGGGUAUUGAUGUUAUCACGGUCUUGUUUGCAGUAUAAACUUAGUUGUCAUUUCUAAAAAUAAGACUAAAUCUCAUUUCAAAUGAACGGCUGAAUGCAAAAACCGCAUGAGUGCAUCUAAGUUUGAAAAGCUCCUUUAAGGGGUUACACCACUGUAGAAAAAAAGAGAAGGACUUUUUUGGGGAAUUAUUUUGGGAUCCAAAAAAUGGAGUAAUCCGAAUUUUGUAUAAGCACUUUUUAAUAUGUAUAUUUAGGUACUAAAAAUGAUCAGUUUUAAAAAUUGAAAAACUAAAUGGAACCUCUAGAACAAAACCUGUUUUAAUCCACCUAGUGGUGUAAUGAUGCCUUUCUCAUGUACAUAUAAUAUUGAGGUAUUCUAUUUAUGCAUAACAUACAGAAUAAAUGCAUAACAUACAGAAUAAAACAGUGCUUUGAUUGCGUAAGUCAUCAUUAAGAGAACGAAAUGGGUUCACUAUUAUAUGCACUUCCGGACCGGAACCCGAGAACCAAACUCUUCUAG